Messenger RNA from Chrysoperla carnea, 1977 nucleotides. Its product is annotated as gastrula zinc finger protein xFG20-1-like. The transcript has 5 exons. The record is from RefSeq and is a predicted model, not a curated record. Lineage: Eukaryota; Metazoa; Arthropoda; Insecta; Neuroptera; Chrysopidae. Bases 1 to 1977 code for a protein of 658 amino acids.
AUGAAAUUACACAACUUGGAGGAUUCUGGAUCCUUACAAGAUAUACAAUUAGAUAACACACAAAGUCAAAUUAUUUCGCAAACAUUGUCUCAAGAUAUAAAAUUACACGAAUCACCAGUACAAUGGGGAUAUGUAAUAGAUACAGAUUCAAAAUUGGAUAUAAAAUUACAAAAUUACGAAUCAAAACCAGCAACUAUAACUGUUAUCAAAAUUGGCGGUAUAGAAGAUUUAAAUCCAUUAAAUUUUACAAACCACAUGCCAACGACCAUGAAUCCCAUGCAUCAUCAGGUUGUUAUUCAAGACAAAAUGUUAGUUGAUCAAAUUCACCAACAAGCUGCAAUGGGUGUAACAAAAAUGAAAGAGAAACCAAAAAAGAAAUACACUCCACAAACAUUGACCAGCACUCCAGCAGUUGUUUGCCAAAAUUGUGAUGGCUCAUUUUCUACAAAAUAUCAAUUUCAACGACAUCAGUGUGAAUUUAAUGCAUCCAAAGUAAUUUUAAAGAGCGAAAUUCCAAAAAGACAAAUUGAAAAACCGAAGACAAAACAUGAAUGUGAUGUUUGUCAUAAAUCUUUUAUGACUGACCACAAUUUGGAUCGACAUCGAUUAUCGCACGGUGAUAAAAAACCAUUUACGUGUCAAAAUUGUGGAAAAGGUUUUGUCUUAGAAUCCCGAUUAAAUACGCACAUUGAAACGCAUUGCAAAUUAUCAACCGCUGAACCAAAACGAUUUUACAAGACAGAUCUCUCAGUAUGGCAGUGUUGGAAUUGUCAAUUGAUCACAGCAACAGAACCAAACCAUCUUAUUCAUAUAUGCGAUUUGACAAAUCCCACAUUUAUAUCACCAAAAGUAAUCAUACCAUUACAACAGAACCCAACAUUGAAUGAUGAACAUAAUAAAAUUGUUAAUACCAAUAAUACGUUCAUAUUUACGGCAAAGCAAGAUGAAAACGGUAUCGCAACAACUUUAUAUGAAAAUACACGAAUGGAUGUAUAUCAUGAUAAUAAUUUAACUACUACAUCAGACACAACAACCUCAAUGUUAUCAACUCAAAAUAAUUUCGAUGAAAAUUUUGAAAAAGCAAUCAAUGACGGUAUCGCGGUGGAUACGGUAUCAACAACAUCAUCUUAUGAAUCAACCGAUCCACAACUUGAUUCAACACAAGAGAGCAAUAAUAUAACAUCAACAACAAUGCUAUUACAAGAAAAACAAGAACAAUCACAUACAUUUAAAAUCAUAAGUGUUGAACAAUUAUUUCAAUGUGAAUAUUGUAAUCGUACCUAUGCGAACAAGGAUGUAUUAAAAGAACAUCAAAACUCACAUGGCACGGAUAAAAACUAUCAAUGUAUGUUUUGUGAUGAUUCAUUUGAUUCAUAUACAAAUGCAUUAAUUCAUUGGCAGCAUAAGUGUGAUGAGAAAACCAAUCUAUUUUGUUUACCAAAAAUUAUUAUCUGUAAAUUCUGUGAUAAAGGAUUUAAAUCGCAUGAAUUAUUAUAUGCACAUAAAUAUAAAUUAAAACAUUUUGUACCAAAGGUAUUUAAAGACGAUAGCAGUAUGCAAAUUGAAUCGGUAACAUUAUCAUCACAACAUGUUGAUUAUCAGCAACAAAAUGGUGAUGAAUUUACAACAUUAUUUGAUAAUUCGCAACAUGAUGACUGCAGUAACUCACAUGAUGAUGUUAAACCAAAUUUUAACAUAACAUACACCGUUGAUAAUGGAACUCAUCAUCAUCAUUUGUACACAGAAAUGCAUGAUCGUAACAAUGAUUUAGUGAAUUUUGAUAUGAAUAACAAUGUAGGAGGCUAUGUUGAUACAAUUACAAUUACAGAAUUUACAAAAAAAGAUAGCGAACAGCAUUUACAAUUAACUGUAGAUGAUACAAAUAAUAUACUACAAUUAAAUGAUAUAAUGAUGAUCAUAUUGAUAAUAUUCAUGAAAAUAUAUCACCAUUACAUGAUAAUUGUGCAAAUGAUUUAA